UAUGCAGAACAUGAGAAGUGCAUGCAGGACUUAAGAUAUUUAUAUUCAGGACAAGAAAAAUAUAUGCAGGACAUCAAAAUUAUAUGCAGGAGACGAAAAAUAUAUGCAGGAGAUGAAAAAUGUAUGCAGGACGUUUAAUAUUUAUAUCCAAGACAAGAAAAAUGUAUGCAGGACAUAAUAAAUAUGCAGUACAACAGAAGUGUAUGCAGGACGUGAAAUAUGUUCAGAACAUGACAAAUUGUCAGGACAAAAUGCUAAUAUAAAUUACAUUUCUGCAUAUCUAUUUCAUAUUUUCUGAAUGAAAUAAUUUCUUCUUCUUCUGCAUGUAUAAUUUCAUAUCGUCCUGCAUGGUAAUAUUGAGUUCAUCCUGGAUAGUCUUAUCUAAAACGGUUUGUUAUUGAUUCCUAGGGUAUACGGUAGAUGGCGAGGCGAAGGGAAUUCCUACGCUGGUGUUAAGCGUCCCCCAAAACUGAUGACGUCACCAUUAUAAAGGUGUAAUUUGCCUCGCAAUUUGCCGAAAGGCCUGAGUGCGCGGCCUGAUCUGAAUGGUCUAAAGUAGCGGCGAUGUCGCGUCCUCAAGCACAGAACAAAAAGGAAGAAACUGAAUUUUGGUUAUCAAUUCCACGUUUUUAUUCCCAGGCUCAUAUGCAGACACAAUCAUUUGACGUCAAUGUUUUAGAAUUCUAUCUUUGUCGUUGCAAGGAGUACUUAAAAACACUGAAUGUGAUGGCACUUCGUGCACAUGAGCUCGGCACUGAUGAUGAUUAUGGCAGUGCCAGUGCCAGUGAAGCUGGGCCUGUACAUCAAGUAGGACUACUAGUACUAGGCCUACACCAUGGUGAUCAAAACGAUGGUGCUGAUGGGUUACUGACACAAGUUGACAACGAUAUGUCGGUAUUGGUUCUUUAUUUCUUGAAACUGCGUGAAGAUUUGACGGCUCGUUUAGAGUUAUUGCAACGUCCUCAACAAGCUGCUUUCCCACCCUCUACCAUUGAUCAGCCCAUGCAGCAAAACUGGACAGCCGAGAGACUGAAUAGGCCUAACACUAUAAACAGUAAGGAAGCCCAUCUGCACCAACAGGACCCAGAGCCAGAUGAGGCAGUGCCCAUGACGAGCAGACAUGCGGUGGGUACUGGUAGCCUGCCGCCUGCUGCUGCUGGUGGAGGAGAGCCAGGGGAGGCACUUUCAAUUUCUGUGGGUCGCCCAAGGGUAGACAUCAAUGCCGAAUCUGUGCGAAGGAUGCGUGAAGUUGGUUAUAAUUGGCGGACAAUAUCAAAAGUUCUUGGAGUGAGUGAAAGAACACUGAGAAAGCGCCGAAUGGAAUCUGAUUUCCUUGAGCUGGACAUGGAAUACAGUACGUUGACUGAGGAUGAACUCGAUGAUGAGCUUAGAAAAAUUAUGGAGCUGACACCACGUUCAGGGGAGUCCUUCAUGACUGGCGCCUUGAGAUCUAGGGGUAUUCGCAUUCGUGGACAAGACUUGAGGGACAGCUUGAAUCGUAUUGAUCCCGUCUCACGUGCUCUCCGAAGAAGGCGUGUUACCUACAGGAGAAAAUACAGUGUUCCACAUGCAAAUUACAUUUGGCACAUCGAUGGGAACCACAAGUUAAUUGACCCAUGGUGAUUUGUAGUUCAUGGUGGGAUUGAUGGAUUCUCAAGACUUUGUGUGUAUCUUGCGUGUAAUACAACGAACAGGGCUAAGUACGUACUAGAGGUAUUAAGCUCAGCCACUGAACAGUACCAGUAUCUUUCUCGUAUAAGGUGUGAUUAUGGUGUAGAGAAUGUUGAUGUGGCAAGGUUAAUGUUGGAUGUCCGUGGAACGAACCGAGGAAGUGUUAUUACUGGCCUAUCAACUCAUAAUCAGCGCAUUGAAAGGUUAUGGAGGGACGUUCAUGAGUGUGUUCUGUCAGUUUUCAAGGACAUAUUCUUUUUCAUGGAAAAGGAAGGCAUUGCUGAUCCAUACGUGCCUACUCAUGUGUUUGCCAUGCGCUACGUCUUUACUCCUAGAGUUCAGAGAGCCCUAGAUGAAUUCUCCAAUCAGUGGAAUAACCAUCCAGUGAGAACCAUGCACAACCGAAGCCCUAAUAUGGUUUGGUUAGAAAACAUGAACAGCAACUCCAAUCUUGUAAACCCCAGUGAUGUUUACGAUAUAGAUGAAGAUGGACCUGUUCCCGACAUUCAAACUAAGAACAAUGUUCAGGUUCCAUGUAUCAACUUGGCAAUUACUGAUGAGGCUUUACAGCAUUUGCAUGUAGUUGUAGACCCCCUUAAUGACGAUUGCAACCAUGGGAUAGAUUUGUUCUUACAAACAGUUUCCUAUCUUACUGAUCAUUCCAGUUAAAAUGACGUGUUGCCUACC
Molecule: messenger RNA, 2358 nt
Organism: Lineus longissimus
Lineage: Eukaryota; Metazoa; Nemertea; Pilidiophora; Heteronemertea; Lineidae
Exons: 3
Coding region: 565-1623 (352 amino acids)
Source: RefSeq, a predicted model, not a curated record